This is a messenger RNA of Rosa chinensis, 655 nucleotides long. Its product is annotated as ubiquitin-60S ribosomal protein L40. Gene Ontology annotation, cellular component: cytoplasm; ribosome; nucleus. Bases 1 to 630 code for a protein of 209 amino acids. Gene Ontology annotation, biological process: translation; protein ubiquitination; modification-dependent protein catabolic process. The record is from RefSeq and is a predicted model, not a curated record. Gene Ontology annotation, molecular function: structural constituent of ribosome; ubiquitin protein ligase binding; protein tag activity. The transcript has 3 exons. NCBI's taxonomy places the organism in Eukaryota, Viridiplantae, Streptophyta, Magnoliopsida, Rosales, Rosaceae.
AUGGCAUUGACAUAUGUUCGGUAUCCCGGCCUGUUUGAGUGGCUUAAUCCGAUUUGCUACAUUCGAUUCCUAGCCGCCAUAAGGACUAAAGUACGAGUCAUGCAUGCAGUGGUGCAGCCGUACACGGAGACAGAGAGCAAGAGAGAGACAGAGAUUGAGAAGAUUCAGAUCUUUGUGAAAACGGUAACCGGGAAGACCAUCACCCUUGAGGUUGAAUCUAGCGACACUAUCGACAACGCGCGUCAAGGCCAAGAUCCAGGAGAAAGAAAGUAUCCCCCGGACCAGCAGAUGCUCAUUUUCAUCAAAAAGCAGCUUAAGGAUGGUCGUACUCCUGCUAAUUACAACAUUCAGAAAGAAUCAACCCUGCAUUUGGUUCUGAGGCUUCGUGAUGGUAUUAUCGAGCCUUCUCUCAUGGCAUUGACUAGAAAGUAUAACCAAGAGAAGAUGAUCUACCGCAAGUGUUAUGCACUCCUUCAUUGCGGUGUUGUCAACUGUAGGAAGAAGUGUGGACACAACAACCAGCUAGUUGAGGCGAAAGCAGAAGAUCAAGUAGACAUUGAUUGCGUUGGGGGAAUGCCAUGUCUUUUUACAUCAUUGGCUUCUGCAUUUGAUCCCGUUCAAUUAAACUAAUCAUUCUUUUCUGAAUGAGAUUUUG